Molecule: messenger RNA, 723 nt
Organism: Musca vetustissima
Lineage: Eukaryota; Metazoa; Arthropoda; Insecta; Diptera; Muscidae
Gene: Jhbp4
Product: circadian clock-controlled protein daywake
Exons: 4
Coding region: 1-723 (240 amino acids)
Source: RefSeq, a predicted model, not a curated record
AUGAUUUCUUUGGAGUGCGACAAUAAAGGCUCCACGAAGGCAAAUAUUCAUACCUCCUGGUUAAGAACCUGCCCUCGUGAAAAUCCCAAUGAAGAUAAAUGCUUUAGAAAAUUCUUUGAGGGUUGCUUUCCGGCCUUGGCUACGGGUAUACCGGAAAUUGGUGUCAACGGCUUUGAGCCACUGCACAUUGAUCAAGUUUCCGUACAGAAGGGUAGUGGAAAUCUCAUAUUGGCUGGUGGCUUUCAAAAUCUUGUAAUACGAGGUCCCUCAAAUGCCACCGUCAAGAGGGCUGUUUUGGAUUUGGAAAAGAAAAUCUUAAAUUUUGAACUGGAAAUCCCCUUGCUACGCAUACGAGCCAAAUAUAAUUUAAAUGGUCACAUUUUGGUAUUACCAUUGGUGGGCAAUGGAGAUGUUCGGCUGGCCUUGAAGGAUGUCAAAACGGCUGUAUAUACCAAAAUUAGUUUACGUAAUGCUCCAGAGGAAGUAAUUCACAUCGAUGACAUGAAGGUAACCUUCAAUGUCGGCUCAAUGCGCAUUCAUCUCCACAAUCUUUUCAAUGGCAAUGAAAUUUUGGCCGCCUCCAUUAAUUCGUUCCUUAAUCAAAAUGGCAAUGAUGUCAUUGCUGAAUUGAGACCAGAUUUGGAAAAGGGUCUGGCUGACAUCUUCCAUGGUCUGUGGAAUAAUGUCUUCUCAAAAAUACCAUUGAAAUUAUGGCUAGUUUAA